GGGAGAUUCGUCCUCCCCGGGGGACGCGUGUGUGGAUACCAUGGCAGACUACUUGAUCAGCGGUGGUACUGGAUAUGUUCCAGAAGAUGGUCUUACUGCUCAACAGCUUUUUGCAGUUUCAGAUGGACUUACAUACAAAUCAAAAUAAAUAAGUGUAAUUCUGUCACGGUUGCCUGCAUGUUUUGACGAUAAUGGAGCAAGACAGUAGAGCCAGCAGUGAGGUUACACCACCAGCUUUGUUACUAAAGAAUCCAGAAUGUGACUUUUUGAUUCUUCCUGGAUUUAUUGAUUUCACCGCAGAUGAAGUGGACCUGACUUCUGCAUUAACACGUAAGAUAACUUUGAAGACCCCUUUGAUCUCCUCUCCUAUGGACACAGUGACUGAAUCUGAUAUGGCUAUUGCAAUGGCGCUGAUGGGAGGUAUAGGGAUUAUUCACCACAACUGCACACCAGAGUUUCAAGCCAAUGAAGUCCGUAAGGUCAAGAAAUUUGAACAAGGAUUUAUUACUGAUCCAGUUGUUAUGAGUCCCAGCCACACUGUGGGGGACGUGUUUGAAGCUAAAAACAGACAUGGAUUUUCAGGCAUCCCAGUGACAGAAACUGGAAAAAUGGGCAGCAAAUUAGUGGGAAUUGUGACUUCAAGAGACAUUGAUUUCUUGACAGAAAAGGACUACACCACAUACUUGAGUGAGGUAAUGACCAAACGUGAUGAACUGGUUGUCGCUCCAUCAGGAGUCACUCUGAAAGAAGCAAAUGAAAUCUUACAACGUAGUAAGAAAGGAAAACUGCCAAUAGUGAAUGACAGCGAUGAGCUUGUGGCAAUUAUUGCCAGGACUGACUUAAAGAAGAACAGAGACUACCCUCUUGCAUCAAAGGACUGCAGAAAGCAGCUACUGUGUGGUGCUGCAAUUGGAACCAGAGAAGAUGACAAAUAUCGACUUGAUCUUCUCAUGCAAGCUGGAGUUGAUGUUGUUGUCCUGGAUUCCUCACAGGGUAAUUCUGUGUAUCAGAUAAAUAUGAUCCAUUACAUCAAACAAAAAUAUCCUGAUCUACAAGUGGCUGGUGGAAAUGUGGUGACUGCAGCACAAGCAAAGAAUCUCAUUGAUGCUGGUGUUGAUGCCCUGCGUGUAGGGAUGGGUUGUGGAUCAAUUUGUAUUACCCAGGAAGUUAUGGCCUGUGGAAGACCCCAGGGAACCGCAGUAUACAAAGUUGCGGAGUAUGCACGCAGAUUUGGCGUUCCAGUUAUAGCAGACGGUGGAAUUCAGACAGUAGGACAUGUUGUAAAAGCCUUGGCUCUUGGAGCUUCUACAGUGAUGAUGGGUUCCUUGUUGGCUGCAACCACAGAAGCACCUGGUGAAUAUUUCUUUUCUGAUGGUGUGAGGCUGAAGAAAUACAGAGGAAUGGGCUCACUGGAUGCCAUGGAGAAAAAUACCAGUAGCCAAAAAAGAUAUUUCAGUGAAGGGGACAAGGUGAAAGUGGCUCAAGGUGUAUCUGGUUCCAUUCAGGACAAAGGGUCCAUCCAUAAAUUUGCACCAUACCUAAUUGCAGGAAUUCAACAUGGCUGUCAAGAUAUAGGAGCCAAAAGUCUUUCUAUCUUACGGUCCAUGAUGUAUUCUGGAGAACUCAAACUGGAAAAGAGAACAAUGUCAGCCCAAGUGGAAGGUGGUGUCCAUGGUCUCCAUUCAUAUACAUUUCUGCCAUUUACGAGAAGCGGCUAUACUGAAACAGGGAGACGUAGCCAUCGCCAGUCUACUCCCAACAUCCCGACUCUGGUCCCGACCAAACCCACGUGAUGCUUUGAAGAGUUCCUUCUCCGUUCCCCAAAGUUCUUCGCCUUUUCCCUUGUUCCUAUGAUGCAGGAAAUCCAAAUCGGCAAUGUUUACCUACUUACUGCGUGGCAUGGUAUUUGCACUAAGGACACCAUUUCUGUGUGUGAACAAGAGACUUUUAAUGAAUGGAACACCUAACUACUGCCAUGCUGACAUUCUUGUUGUUUGUUUUCAUAGAUUAGCAACUCUAAUAAUUGUUACAUUUGCAGCACCUGCUUGCAUUCCAUUGUGUGUAUUUGUAUAUAUACAUUGACCAUUGACAUUAAGCCCUUUCGUAAAGACUUAAAAGAAAAAACAGGGCUAUUGGUUGGUUGCAAUAGACAGACACAAUGUGAAACUUCUCACACUCCUAAUGUGAAGUAUUGGAAGUGAUACAGUACAAUAAUGCUGACAAUCUGCUGCCGUUAUUUCCCUAGAUUUUUGUGUUCUGGCUUCAGAAUGUCAAAAAGAAUAAUCUCUUGCAAUAUAGUAUAACAGAGAUAGGCAAGAGUGUCCUAUAGUAUGCACCAGUGGUGGUAAUCUAUCCCUUAAAGGGAAUCAGUCAGCAUUUUUAGUUCAAUGUAGAGGAUAGGGAGAGGAGGAAAAACCAUACCUAAGGUUUUGAUCAUGCAGAUUGUAGGACUGUGAAUAUAAGGUCUGCCUCAGUGCACAAAACUUUGAGCAAUGAAAUCUGUCUCUUUGCCUCUUCUCGGCUCUGAGCGGCAGCUCCUGAUGGGAUGCUAAAGCUGUCACUCAGACCUGAAAAAGGCCUGGAAAGCACCCUGUACACAUGGCUAUGGUCGGCGCACAUGCCUAUGGCCACUGCAUGUUGAAGAGUCUGCCUCCUGAGCACUCACAGUAGUGGUGUUCAGGACACUAAGGCUAUGUUUACACUGUGGAUUGCCCACAUGGAAAAUCUCUGUGCGGACAUUCCACUGACACCUGAGUGCUGUCAGAACAUGUCGGAGCUAGGACCACUUGAAAAUGCACUGUAUAAUAGAUGCAAUGCAUUUCUGUGCAGACUCCACAGAAACAUUGAACAUGUUAAAUUUUUCUGCGGAAUCAGGAUGUCCAUGCCAGAAACAUCUGCCGUGGUAAUUCUGCCGUCUGCACAGUGCAGCAGAAUCCCGUUAAAAUCAAUGGGAAUCUUCUGCUGAGGGAUCUCCAUAUGGAAUUCCGCACAAAAAUUCUGCCGUGUGAAUAUACCUGAAGUAGUUUUAUCUCCUUUCCCCAGUUUCUAUAUAGGGAUUCCACGACUAAUUGUAUGUGUUUCUUGUUUAACCAGUCAUUAUUUUGGAGUUGUGCAGCAGGGACUGUACACAGAUCAGCUGUAAAUUUUCACACCCUUGGUAUCUUUACUCAUACCUGGAAUAUGUUUUAAAUGAAUGUUACACAUUAGAGAUGAACUCUUUUAAGAAAGACCUAUAAGAAACCGUUUCACUGCAUAUUUUGUUUUUCUUAACGUUUCAAUUCCUUACAUCUAGUGAAUUGUGAGCAAUAUAUAUAUUUAUUACCAUGUCAUUAAGCUGAUAAACAUCAAGCAAUAAAUCUGAGCUUCGCCUGCCAGUGUCUUCUGAUAUAUACUGUGUUUCUUGAAUUAACUGUCUUUAUAGUAUGAGUCAAAAAAAAUAAUAAUCUCAUUUGACCCUGAAGUGGUCAAACUUGUUGAUUUGUACAUUUUCUCUGGAGUGAAGAAAAAAUAUGUAAAUUCCUUUUUUUUUUUUUUUUUUUUUUUUUUUUUUUGGUUAGGAGCAGUAUCCUAGGAACCUUUUUUUAAGGAUUUUAUUACAUACUACACUUUUUGCUGCAGCUUUGAAGUCAAAACCAGGUGUGGAUCAAAAUGAAUCCGACAACAUAAAGAACAGAUUCUACUUUCAACUUUUUUUUAAUCCACUCCUGGUGUGAAAUUGAUUCAAAAAGAAAAAAGCAGCAACUGUUUUUAUAGAUUAUCCAAUUCAUUGUGCUCUAUAUCUAGUUUUGACUUGAAAGCUGCAGCAAAAAAGAGCAGAAUGUAAGAGUACCCUAAAUGUAGGUUCUUGUGUGUUUACAUAUGCUGAAGGACAUGUCAUGCAUGCUUUCAUUUGUUAUUCCAAAAAAGUGUAUGUAAAGUAGACUACAGAACUAUAAAAAAGUGUAAAUGACAGUUGGAUAAAGAAGAAAUUAUGAAUAUAUAAAUAUAUAUAUAAAUAUAAUAUUAUAUUGAACAAUUCCGCUGGCAAAAUGCUCAUUGUCACAUAAUCAGUAUCUGUAUAGGGUAAAAAAAAGUGUCCUAGAUAGCAAUGCAGUAGGUCUGGUAGCAGUUACAAUUCUUGUACUAUACCUGCCUACCGACAUUUACAGUAUGCACAUUACGAGAGCGAGCUCAGUACAGGGCUCAUUAUCACUUACAAUUUCAGUUUAUGGAGCUCAUGUAUUUUGUAAACCCAAGGCUUUUACAAGAUUUCUAUGUAUCUUCUAAGCUGGUUAUACUAUAAGAUGGGCGUCUAUUUUGGUUAAAUCAGCUGACAAUCUAAUGUAUAUAGAGGCAGCCCCACAUUUCUCCGAUGCCUGGGGAGAAUGAUUGUUGCUUGUUAAAUUCCAUAAAAUGUACAGUCAUGGCUGUAAAUGUUGGCACCCCUGAAAUUUUUCCAGAAAAUUAAGUAUUUCUCACAGAAAUGGAUUGCAGUAACACUAUUUGCUAUACACAUGUUUAUUCCUUUUGUGUGUAUUGGAACUAAACCAAAAAGGAGCAAAAAAGCUAAUUGGACAUAAUGUCAUACCAAACUCCAAAAAUGGGCUGGACAAAAUUAUUAGCACCCUUAACUUAAUAUGUUUGCACACCCUUUGGAAAAAAAAAUUACUGAAAUCAGUCGCUUCCUAUAACCAUCAAUAAGCUUCUUACACCUCUCAGCCGGAAUGUUGGACCACUCUUCCUUUGUAAAUUGCUCCAGGUCUCUCUUAUUGGAAGACCUUUUCCCAACAGCAAUUUUAACAUCUCUCCACAAGUGUUCAAUGGGAUUUAGAUCUGGACUCAUUGCUGGCCACUUCAGAACUCUCCAGCGCUUUGUUGCCAUCCAUUUCUGGGUGCUUUUUGACGCAUGUUUGGGGUCAUUACCUGCUGGAAGACCAAGGCCUCGUACGCAAACGCCAGCUUUCUGACACUGGGCUGUACAGUGUGACCCAAAAUCCAUUGGCAAGCCUCAGAUUUCAUAAUGCCUUGCACACAUUCAAGGCACCUAGUGCCAGAGGCAGCAAAACAACCCCAAAACAUCAUUGAACCUCCACCAUAGUUCACUGUAGGUACUGUGUUCUUUUCUUUGUAGGCCUCAUUCCGUUUUCGGUAAACAGUAGAAUGAUGUGCUUUACCAAAAAGCUCUAUCUUGGUCUAAUCUGUCCACAAGACGUUUUCCCAGAAGGAUUUUGACUUAAGUUAAUUUUGGCAAAAUGUAGUCUGUCUUUUUGUUGUUUGUGUCAGCAGUGGGGUCCUCCUGGGUCUCCUGCCAUAGCGUUUCAUUUCAUUUAAAUGUUGAUGGAUAGUUUGCACUGACACUGAUGCUCCCUGAACCUGCAGGACGGCUUGAAUAUCCUUGGAACUUGUUUGGGGCUGCUCAUCCACCAUCCGGACUAUCAUGUGUUGAUGGCUUUUUAUAAAUUUUUCUCUUCAGUCCAUGCCCACGGAGAUUAGCUUCAGUGCCAUGGGUUGCAAUCUUCUUGAUAAUGUUGCGCACUGUGGACAAAGGCAAAUCUAGAUCUCUGGAGAUGGACUUGUAACCUUGAAAUUGUUUAUAUUUGUCCACAAUUUUGGUUCUCAAGUCCCCAGACAGUCCUCUUCUCCUCUUUCUGUUGUCCAUGCUUAGGGUGCGUUCACACAGAGUAAAUGGAGAGUAAUUUGCAGGAAAUUCGCGCGGAAUUGUGCGCGGACAUGGGGGAGAAAGAAGUGAAGGGUUUUUCAGCCAUUUCCGCGCAAAUUGCUCACGAAUUGCGUGCAAAUUCCACGCAAAAACUAUGUCGGGCGGAAUUUUUUUUUACCAUUGACUUCAAUUGAUUUCUGCUAGCGGAUUACGCUUGAAGAAUGAACAUGUUCUUCAAGCGGAACGGAAUUCAGCGUCGGAAUUCUGCUAGCAGAAUUUCCGCAGUGUGAACAGGCCAGCAGAAAUAACAUUAAAGUCAAUGGGCAGAGGAGAUGAGCAUUAAUUUGGAGAGGAGAAUUGAAGAGGAAUUACUCGAGUAAAUUCCUCUUGAAUUACUCUGUGUGAAUGCACCCUUAGUAUGGCACACACAGACACAAUGCAAAGACUAAGUGAACUUCUCUCCUUUUUAUCUGCUUUCAGGUAUGAUUUUUAUAUUGUCCACACCUGUUACUUGCCCCAGGUGAGUUUAAAGGAGCAUCACAUGCUUGAAACAAUCUUAUUUUUCCACAAUUUUGAAAGGGUGCCAAUAACUUUGUCCAGCCCAUUUUUGGAGUUUGGUGUGACAUUAUGUCCUAUUUUGCUUUUUUUCCCUCCUUUUUUGAUUUAGUUCCAAUACACACAAAGGGAGUAAACACGUGUAUAGCAAAACAUGUGUUACUGCAAUACUUUUCUGGAGGAAAUAGUUCAUUUUCUAGAAAAGUUUCAGGGGUGCCAACAUUUACAGCCAUGACUGUAGGUUUGCAAAUGAUGGCAUACUAUGUAAAUGAGCUCUAUAUCUCUUGGGUCAUCUUUUCAAUGACUUUUUAUGAAGCCUUUUCAAAGGUGCCCAAAUACAUGGGAUAACUGUUAGCUGAACAAACAACUUUUAUCUCCUGAUCCCUUCAUACACCGGAAGUGUUCAUGUGUGCUGAAUGGAGGGAGGAGAGUUAAGCUGAUGGCUGAUUCCACUGGCAGCAGAUUGUCUGUCUCUGAAACAAAAGCAUUGGGCAGUUGAAAUCAAACAUGUCUAAUGUCUCUUCCCUGACAUCUGUCUGGGAAGAAUCAGGAGGUCAUCAUACCCAAUAGACAGUCAGCUAAAAGAGGUACUCUGGCCCUAAGACAUCUUAUCCCCUAUCCAAAGGAUAGGGGGGACAAGAUGUCUGUUCGCGGUGGGAAACCCUGCUAUCUCUCAUGCAGCACCUUUCUCAGGCGCACGAAGUGAUGAUGGUUUGGUGUCAGAAGCCUCACAACCGUGAGGCCGGAGUGUCAUGAAGUCACAACUCUCCCCCCUUGCGAUGUCACGCCCCCUCAAUGCAAGCCUAUGGGAGGGGCGUGAUGCCCGUCACUCCUCCUCCCAUAGACUUAAAUUGAGGGGGAGGGGCGUGAUGGCACAAGGGGACGGUGUUGUGACUUCACGAUACUCUGGCCCCGUGGUCGUGAGGCUUCAAACACCAAACCAUCAUCACUUCGUGCAGCUGAGACAGGUGCUGCAUGAGAGAUUGCGGGGUUCCCCAACAGCAGGACCCCUACAAACAGACAUCUUAUCCCCUAUCCUUUUGGGAAAGGGGAUAAGAUGUCUCAGUUUUGGCAGGUUAAAGGGGUACUCCAGCACCAACAGGUUGGGACAAAUUAUUUUCUAACUUCUUUGAGGGGCCUUUAGGCAGGCAUCAUUGAAGUAUCUGGAAAAUGUGAGUUUGCCAUGUAGUUGGCUUUUACUCAUAUAUGUAGUACUAAUAGAGUACGUGCUUAAGUUAUCAGGUGUAUUUUGUGUACUGGAAGUGUAAAAUAUGACAAUGUUAAUGUAUUUUGUGGUUAUGUUGCAUAUAAAGUUCAUGUGAAUGGAUAAUUAAGACUAUGAUAAAUGCUCUUCUACAUAGGCUUUUGUUUACUAACAAACAUGGAAAAGAAUAAAAGAACCCAUGUUGUCUUUUGUGCAGGUUUUUCUGCAGCUAUUAUGUUUUUCAAUAUUCUCUACUAUAUCUGUAACAGUUGUCCACCUGUCUUGCAUGUGCAUGUAAAAGCCUUCCUAUAUGACGGGAAUAUGUAGCCACCAGUAUGCCCUCAGGUUUCUCACUGCUAGUUCGGGAACAGUUACCAUUCCACUAGUUGUUGCCUGCAGAAAAACACAGGGUGAAAGCAGUUCAUGUUUAAUUUUUGUACAGUGUUAUAGAUUCCAGAUGUUAAUAUAUAAAAACGAACAUACAUUAACCAUGCAAGAGAACUACAUUCUAAUAGAUUACAUGGCCAUGCUUCUAAACCAAGCAUUUAAGUCAGUUUAUAUGCUGCAAUUAGUGUAGGGUCAGGCAUGUCUUAUUUUGCUGCAUAUUUUCUGCAGCUGAUUUUGCUACCCAUUGACUUUAAUGUGUAGGAAAAUACACAGCAGCACAUAUGCAACAAAAUACAGCAUGUGUGACCCUACCCUUGCAAUAUUUUGAUGGGAAAACAAAAUGUUUCAACAAGGUGCAACGCAAUCUGUCAUACGUGUCCAAUUAUGCAUCUUAUUUCACUCUUUUACAAUGAUUCUGCUUUAAAAAUCCACAAAGUCUAAACCUAAUUUAUGCUGUGGAAAUAAAAAGGCAGUGGUAUAAAAAAAAAUCUGUGACCUGUGAAUAGAGUUCAGAAACUGCUAAUUUAGCAACAGGUCUUCUACAUUUGAAUGUGAAAUUAGACUUUUUUUUAUUUAUUUUUUAUCUUAAAGAUAAAACCAAGAGUUGAACCUACAAAGAAAUACAAUAAUGAAAAGAUUUUGCACCUCUUUUUAUUAUUUUGAACCCACUUCUAGUAUUUGCUUACAAAUACCAUAUUACGUCUGUGACCGUUAGAAAGAUUCUUGAUCUGGUUUCUGUUACUCUUGUGUUCAAACCUCUGCGUUGUGCAUUUUAUAUACAAAUCAUGUAUUCCAAAGCUUCCACUGGGUCAAAUUUUUGUGUUUUCUAAAGUAAGAAAUAAAGUAAAUUUAACAAGC
Molecule: messenger RNA, 8642 nt
Organism: Hyla sarda
Lineage: Eukaryota; Metazoa; Chordata; Amphibia; Anura; Hylidae
Gene: IMPDH1
Product: inosine monophosphate dehydrogenase 1
Exons: 17
Coding region: 192-1793 (533 amino acids)
Biological process (GO): GTP biosynthetic process
Cellular component (GO): cytoplasm
Molecular function (GO): IMP dehydrogenase activity
Source: RefSeq, a predicted model, not a curated record